UACAAUACACUUUCAUAUUGCAACAAAAACAAAAACAAAAAAAAAACAGAUAAAAAAAUGGGUUGUGUAGUAGAACUAAUUGUUCUAUUAAUCAUGACUAUGUGUGUAAGUGUAAGAAUGUCUGGCGCUGAGAAUGAAAUCGCUCCAUCAGGUUUCGAUAACCCAAAAACAACAGUGGUGAUUGAUAAUGAUCUUGGAGGUUCUCUGCCACUGCGAUAUCAUUGUAAAUCAAAAGACGAUGAUCUUGGAGACCGGACUAUGGCACCAGGUGGAUCUUGGUUCUUUAGAUUUAGACCGAGCGUUUUUGGAAAUACUAAAUUCUCAUGCAGUUUUGCAUGGGGAAAUGAGUUGCAUUAUUUCGACAUCUAUCGACAGAAUAGAGACAGAGAAUUUGCCGAGUUUGGAUGCGUAAGAUGCGAGUGGAAGAUACGUAAAAACGGUCCUUGCAAAUUUAACAAAGACACCAAAAUGUUUGAUGUUUGUCUUCCUUGGAAGUCUUAA
Messenger RNA from Eutrema salsugineum, 501 nucleotides. Its product is annotated as S-protein homolog 2. Lineage: Eukaryota; Viridiplantae; Streptophyta; Magnoliopsida; Brassicales; Brassicaceae. The transcript has a single exon. The record is from RefSeq and is a predicted model, not a curated record. Bases 58 to 501 code for a protein of 147 amino acids.